Molecule: messenger RNA, 1657 nt
Organism: Gossypium arboreum
Lineage: Eukaryota; Viridiplantae; Streptophyta; Magnoliopsida; Malvales; Malvaceae
Product: patatin-like protein 5
Exons: 6
Coding region: 134-1345 (403 amino acids)
Biological process (GO): lipid metabolic process
Molecular function (GO): glycerophospholipase activity; monoacylglycerol lipase activity
Source: RefSeq, a predicted model, not a curated record
GCAGAUUUUGCCUAAUUUUACCUUUGCCAAACUUACAAACAUGUGAUUGCAAGCAUUGGGUGAGAAGCUAUUUAAUCACAAGCUCAAGCUUCCAUUGUCAAUACAUUCACGACAAAUAUCAUUUUUCUAUACCAUGGGAACCAGUGACGUCAUGCCAUCAACUUAUGGUCGGAGAAUCACUGUUUUAAGCAUCGAUGGUGGAGGAAUCAGGGGUAUUAUACCUGCAACUAUGUUGAGUUUCCUUGAACUCAAGUUACAGGAACUAGAUGGAGAAGAUGCUCGGAUUGCAGAUUAUUUUGAUGUGAUUGCAGGAACAAGCACAGGGGGUCUAAUUGCAGCCAUGUUAACAGCUCCAGACGAAAAUGGGCGUCCUCUUUGUAAAGGGGAAGAUAUUGUUCCAUUUUAUCUGAGACAUGGCCCCAAGAUAUUUUUUCGGAAAAACUACAAGAAGAUGACGAUGAAAAUGGAUGCCCUAAUGAGACCUAAAUACAGUGGAAAGUAUCUGAGGAAGACGAUUUGCAUGGUCCUUGGGGAUCGAAGACUUCAUGAGACUUUAACCUCCGUUGUUAUACCAACCUUCGACAUCAAGUUGCUUCAACCCACCGUUUUCACAACCUUUGAGGCAAAGAUGGAUCCUUCAAAAGAUGCUUUGCUAUCUGAUAUUUGUAUUGCUACAGCUUCAGCUCCAACUUAUUUUCCAGCUUAUGCAUUUCAUACAAAAGAUUCAGAAGGAACUGAUAGGGAAUUUCACCUGGUUGAUGGAGGGAUAGCUGCAAAUAACCCAGCACUGCUAGCAUUGAAGCCAACAGGGGUAGCCUUUCCAAGUGAGCAAGAACAUGAAGUUUCGCAGGGACAAGCCCUUAACUACGAGAAUUAUUUGAUAAUCUCACUAGGCACAGGAACCUCCAAGAUGGGAAAGAAAUACAAUGCGAAAACGGCAGAGAAGUGGGGAAUUCUUGGAUGGCUUUACAGUGAAGGAAGCUCUCCAUUAGUGGAUGCUUUCACUUAUGCUGGAGCAGACAUGGUUGACCUUCACAUGUCAUUGAUUUUCAAGGCAAUUAAAUCCGAGCAUAACUAUCUUCGGAUCCAGGAUGACAAAUUAAGCGAGGAUGAAUCAUCAACCGACAAAGCUACUAAAAAGAACAUGAGGAACCUGGUAGAGAUUGCUGAAAAGCUGUUGCACAAACCUGUUUCGAGGAUGAAUCUGGACUCUGGGAUCUUUGAACCGGCUGACAAUGAAGGAACCUAUGCAGAAGCUCUAUCAAGGUCGGAAAUCUUUAAAACAAAAAGGGCAUUAUCUGAGAAACUUCCGCAGCAAAAAACUAUAGUUACCGUACAAAGUUAAUGAGUUUUAUGUUUUGGAGGGUGCAGAUUUGCGAAACUGCUAUCCGAGGAAAGGAGACUCCGAAAAGCAGAGAUUGGGAAGCAGCUUUGAACAAUAUGACCAAUGUUUGCUUAAAGCUUCUGAAAUUAUUAAAGUUGUAUGUGUGUUUAACUUAUUGAGGUGUUGUGUAAUCUUAUAUAGUAAAUAUAUUAAUCAUUCGCCUGUAUUAUUAUAUGGUAAUAAUUUAUGAAUAAUCUUAUGAUCUGAGUUGUCCUAUUGUGUUACCAUUUCAAUGGUUACGUUUGAUUAUAUUUUUUCUUCAUUUCUCAUUAA